AUGAAAAUCACCACAGAGCAGCUCUUCAUAUUGGGUGUUCUUUUGAGAAUUGGCUUCUUCUUGUUUGGCCUCUUCCAAGACAAGUACAUGGCCGUGAGGUACACAGACAUUGACUAUGUCGUGUUUUCAGACGCUGCUAAGUAUGUGGCAGAUGACAAGUCGCCCUAUCAACGAGAGACCUAUAGAUAUACGCCAAUGCUUGCAUGGAUUCUUCUUCCAGUGACGUUCGGUGGAAAUUGGGUUCAUUAUGGCAAAGCUCUCUUCAUGUUGUGUGACAUUAUUACAGGUGCCCUUAUCACAGAGAUCGUCAAGAAAGAGACUCCAGGUUCAAGCACAAAAGACACUUUCUUCCAGAGAAACAAAACCACGAUUCUCUCAGCCAUUUGGCUUCUCAAUCCCAUGGUCAUCACAAUCAGUACUAGAGGAUCGUCUGAGAGCGUCCUUUCCUGUUUUAUUAUGCUCGCCGUUGCCAAUUUGUUCAGAGACCAGUAUAUCAUGUCUGCCCUUUUCCUAGGAUUGUCUAUUCACUUCAAGAUAUACCCAAUCAUAUACUUGCCAUCAAUAAUGUUGUUUCUCGCUUCGAAAAAACCCCUGUUGAUCAAAGCAUGGCAGAACAUUCCUUUCCUCGGGUGGGUCAAUACCGCCAACUUGUCGUAUCUUGUUGCAACAUUGGUAUCGUUUGCCGUCCCAACGUACCUCAUGUACGAUUUUUAUGGUUAUGAGUUCCUCUACCACUCAUACCUUUAUCACUUGACCCGGUUGGAUCACAGGCACAACUUCUCAUUAUACAACUUGGCCCUCUACCUCAAGUCUGCUCAAGAUUAUUUGCCUCAAAACCUCGACUCAGAGAACUUCCUCACUAUUGCUCUUCAAAGCAUCGAAAAAGCAGCUUUUGCUCCCCAGAUCGUCCUUUCAGGGUUGGUUAUUCCACUCGUUUUGGCCAGGAGAAACCUUACUGCAUGUUUGUUCAUCCAAACCCUUACAUUUGUCACUUUCAACAAAGUCAUGACAUCGCAGUACUUUAUCUGGUUCCUUAUCUUCUUACCAAGCUAUUUGGCUACCUCCCAAUUACUUUCGAAGCUGAAUGCAAGAAAGGGAAGUCUCAUGCUCCUUCUUUGGAUUGCAUCUCAAGCAUCAAUGUCUCGCAUGGAAUUAUAUUCUCCCGAAGGGCUUCGGAUUGACGGAAGAAGAUGGAACGAAUUGCGCCGUUUCGAGUGUCAGAUAAACACGCAUCCACACUCCUCUGAUGGAUCAUCAUACGUCGAGCACGGCAACACCAAAGUCAUGUGUAUUGUUAAAGGUCCAAUGGAGCCACGUACGAGGGCCCAGCAAGACCAAGACAAUGCCACGCUAGAUAUCAACAUCAAUGUUGCCAGUUUCUCAACGUUGGAGAGAAAGAAGAGAAGCAAGAACGAAAAGCGCCUUAUUGAGCUCAAGACCACCCUUGAAAGAACCUUUGAGAAGAGUGUUCUAACGCAUUUAUACCCCAAAACACUCAUAGAAAUCAGUGUUCAGGUUCUCGCACAGGAUGGUGGCAUGUUGGCGACCAUUACUAACGCCAUCACAUUGGCACUUAUAGAUGCUGGUAUUUCCAUCUACGACUACGUUUCUGCCGUCACUGUUGGCCUCCAUGACCAAACCCCCCUUCUAGACCUCAAUACAUUGGAAGAAGGAGAUGUCAGCAAUUUGACUGUUGGUGUUGUGGGAAAGAGUGAAAAGUUGGCCAUGUUGCUCUUGGAAGAUAAGAUGCCAUUGGAUCAUUUGGAGUCUGUGCUAGGCAUAGCCAUUGCCGGUAGUCACAAGGUCAGGGAGUUGCUUGAUGAAGAGCAAAGCUACAAGGUUAAGUUCAAGGUGUGA
Molecule: messenger RNA, 1857 nt
Organism: Candidozyma pseudohaemuli
Lineage: Eukaryota; Fungi; Ascomycota; Pichiomycetes; Serinales; Metschnikowiaceae
Exons: 3
Coding region: 1-1857 (618 amino acids)
Biological process (GO): GPI anchor biosynthetic process
Cellular component (GO): membrane; glycosylphosphatidylinositol-mannosyltransferase I complex
Molecular function (GO): alpha-1,4-mannosyltransferase activity; GPI mannosyltransferase activity
Source: RefSeq, a predicted model, not a curated record